CGAUAAAUCCACUGGUCGCAAGGCAAAUUUAAUUUCUAAUUUUUUACUUCUUUUCUGGUGCUGUGAUUAACUAAUUCGGUUUCUAUAGACUGGCUCAAGACUUGGCACCUGAACAAUUGCCAGACAGUAAUACUGCAACUCAAUAGAAACCGGAUCGGCCUGUACCAGAAUGAAGCCUCAGCCGCGCUUAAGCUUGAGCAGCAUGUCGCCGCAUCACAGCAAUCCCAUUGCUGACUCUACCAGAAUUGAUGGCACUCCAGUAGCUCCUCGCCAUUCGCCGGCGAAUCUCUCGCACAGAGCUCUGAGUCUCGAACGGAGCCACAAUACAACUAAUGGCAGCCUGGGAAGCCGCACCGCGUCAUCGACAUCCACAAUAUCGCGGCAGAAGCUGAACCUCAGUCAGCUGGAUCCCAAAACUUUUGCGGAUGUGCACAGUAGUGGACUGGCCUCGCGGAUAGUCGCAUAUCAUCACGAGAGCACGGUGGGCGCGCGUCGUGGCCUACAUCGUAGCAUGUCUGUGAGCAAUCUGUACAAUCCACUGAAGCAGCCAAGAAGGACCCCCUCGUCCCCACUGCCAUACAGACCAUCGCCACCGGCACUGUCCAUGACACGAAUUGCGCCGCCAGAGCGCAGUUUCUACUGCGGCAACACGCUGCCGGGGCUGCUGCGCUCCAAUUCGGUGGUGGGUGUGCCCAAGGCGAAUAAUGAACACGAGCAGCUGUCGCGCGAGAAUCGCCCCAUCCUGCAUCCACAUCCGCCGCAGCAUGAGAGCGAGCCCACCAGGAGUGUGCUGGAAGAACUCAAAGAGAUCUCUCGGAAGCGUAUCAACAGUGGGGACACACAAAAGCAGCACGAGUUCCUCAAGAGGAGCUGCCAGCGCUUUGGCGACUUCGUGGACCAUCAUCCGUCUCCCGCGACGACCUUCAAAAGGCAACGAGAGCUGAGUGUGGCAGUUCCACUGAGACACCAUCAUGCGGCGACAAUGGUGCCGCCACCGCAAGCGCCGCCGACACAGACACAGCAUCAGCUGCAGGCCACGGAGGCCAUUUCACCGGAGCAACUGGCAAAGCGUCGCAACUGUAGCUACAACAAUGACAUUGCCUCCUCGCUGAGUUCCAGCCGACGGCACGUGAGCAAGCGCAAGCUGUACGACAUGCGGGAGAGCAUGCGGCAGACCAGCAUGGAGGGCCCAGCCGGUGGCAGCUCACCCGAGAUCUCCCCCAGCGCCCAUGUGUCCAAGAUGCAGCGCAAGAUUGAAGCCGAACCCAUAUCCAAGGCACAGAGUGUGCCGACUGUAGCAGUGCCAGUAGUGGCGCCACCACGCACCAUCUCGGCCCCGACUCUGGGCCAGCAGCAGCAACAGAUCAAUGCGGAACACCAGGCUGCACUGGAGCUGCCUUUGGCUGCCUCCAAGCCUAAGCUCACGCUAUUCAAUGCCAAGCAUUCGCAGGAGCAGCUGCAAAAGCGGCAGACGAAACAUUAUGAUCUCGACAGUCCCGACGUGGAGGCUGGCGAAUACGCGGGCAUACAGUUUGUGAAGCCCAAGCAGCAGAACUCCAUGGGUGGCGUGAAGAAUCCCAGCGUCGAGCGCACACACAAAACGAAGCUGGCCAUUAUGCUGAGUGGGCUGCGCGGCGAGAUCUACCAGGGAGAUGAACCAGACGAAAUGGACGCACCCGUCAGUCCAAAGACACCCAUCAAACCGAUUGUGCCAAUGACAUCCACAACCCUCACAACAACGACCAGCCUCUCGACAAUAACCAAGACCACGACAACGUCCAGCAGUGACAAGCCAAUUAUAUUGAGUGAAAAGGUGAUUGUACCAGCAACAGGAACAGCAACAGCAACAGGAAUAGCCACAGCCACAACGGCCACGAUAAAUGGCUUGCAGCCAAAGCUUCUCUUUGGUCAAGCCCCAGCAACAGCAGCAACAGCAGCGACAGCAGCAACAGCAGCAACAGCAGCGACAGCAGCACCCAAAGAGUCAUCAAAGGAAACGCCAGCCACAACAACUUCGAGCUCUCCGGCAGCCACACCAGUGCUGACAUUUGGAAGUCCAAAGUCCACAGCCACUGCCACGGAGGCACCUUCGAAACCAACGUCAGCAUUUGCCGCCCCAAGCAGUGCCCCAGCGGCCGUACUAUCAUUUGGCAAAGCGCCGACAGUAGGCACUGCCACCCCAUUCAAACUGGAUAGCAAUCCCAGUCCCAGUCCCAAUUCCAUAAACAAGAUGAAUGGAGAACGAACUACAUCGACGCCUGCAACUACAACGACUUUCAGCAUGCCAGCAAUGAACUUCGGGAGCAACAGCACCACCGCGACAAGCACAGCCGCAUUUGUGUUUGGAAAACCGGCGGAGACCAGCGGAGCAGCAGGAGCAGCCGCGAAGCCUCCUGUCUUUAGUUUUGGCAGCACCACAGCAGCCCCACCAACAGCUACACCGACAGCAACUCCAGCUACAUCCUUGUUUGGAAAUCAGCCACAGAACAACAGUUUUAGCAGCGCAUUCAAGCAGCCGGAAGCGAUCAAAGCCAGCCACACAGUGGAGCCAGAGCCAGCGAAGCCUUCCGCCAUAAUUGGAAUAAAGUCGAGCUUCGGCGCCAACAGUUUUGGCAGCGCAUUCAAGCCGCCCGCAGCAGCAGCAGCAGUCACAGUUGCUCAGCCGACAAAUGCAUUCAGUUUCACGGAAACAACAAACACAGCUGCUGCAGCAGCACCACCACCAAAUCUCUUUUCGUUUGGUGGUGCGGCAGCCGCAAAGCCAGCGCCAGCGGCAGCACCGGCACCAGCGCCCACCAACUCAGGGAACAUGUUCGGACAGAGUGCAGCUGCAGCUACACCGGCACCCUUUUCCUUUGGCGGCGCUGCAGCAGCAGCCGCCUCCACCACACCAAACACCGUCAAGGAGCCAAACAAGCCAGCAUUUGUAUUUGGAGGCGACACCGGCGCCACAACUGCUGUGCAGUCGAAUGGCAGCAACACCAACACCAACAACUUGUUCAACUUUGGGGGAGGCGGCACUAGUGGCACUCCUUCCUUUGGCAGCGCCGCAUCGACCAAUGCCACCCCGUCCAACAGUGCCUUCAGCUUCAAUGCAGCGCAGAAGCCGAUCGGCACUCAGAGCGGCAUUAAUGCCGCUCCAGGAGCCGCCACAGCCACCAAACCAUUUUCAUUUGGUGGCGGACAGCAGCAGGUGAAUGGAGCAGCCGCCUCCACCGCUUCAUCGCCAGCGGGAGGAUUCUCCUUUGCGGCCGUUGCCAAGAAGAACGAGCCAACCACCAAUGGAGGAGCGAGUAUGUUUGGAACGCCCAACAACGCCAGCACGGGCGCAAAGACGAGCUUCAGCUUCGGCGGCAGCAGCAACAAUCAGAGUGGCCCAAUCGGCGCAGCAGGACAGCAGCAGCAGCAGCAGUCAGGCCCGGGUCAGCCGGGUGGAUUCUCCUUUGCCGCUGUCGCCAAGAAGGAGACCAGUGGCGCCAGCAUGUUUGGCCAGCCUGCAGCCGCCACACCAAGUGCGUCCAUCAAGCCAAGCUUCAGUUUUGGUGGCGGCAGCAGCAGCAGCAGCAACACUCAAAAUGCAGCACCCGCUGCGGCGCCAAGCUUCGGCGGAUUUGGAGCACCUGCAGCCCCCGCUACUGGCAAUCAGAGCAAACCCUUUGCGUUCGGUGGCAACACAGCCGCAGCGCCCAGCGCAAAUCCUGCCAUGGGCGGCAACCUGUUCGCCAAUGCGGUGAGCGCCGUUCAGAAUCAGGCCAAGCCGGGCGGCUUCUCGUUUGGCGGAGCAACAAGCAAGACGAACACCCAACAACAGGCGGUGGCUCCACCACCGGGCAACGCUCCCUUCUCGUUCGGCGGAGCAACAGCAGCCCCUCCGACCAUCAACCAGAACGUAAAUACGGCCAAGCCGUUCAGCUUUGGCGGCGGCGGCGGUGCCAGUGCCUUUGGCAGUCCCAGUCCAUCGCCUGUACAGCCAGCAGCAGCAGCCCCCAGUCCGGGCGGCGGAGGAGCCUUCAGUUUCGGCACACCAUCGGCGAGUGUGGCGCCCGGCAUGUCGCAGCAAAUAAACGCUGGCAAUAUGUUUGCCCUGCCGCCAAACACUUCGGAGCCACGCCCCAUACGACGUGCCACCAGGCGGCUGCAAAAGUAGGAGCAGCCCUGCCCUGCCCUGCCCUCAAAUUUGUAUGUUUAUUUUGAAAUUUUUGAAUGUUUCGUCAUUAGUUCAAUUGAUUUAUGUGAAGAAUAAAAACAGCAAACAAUUG
Drosophila obscura is the source of this 4259-nucleotide messenger RNA. RefSeq names its product nuclear pore complex protein DDB_G0274915. The coding region runs from base 170 to 4147 and encodes 1325 amino acids. The record is from RefSeq and is a predicted model, not a curated record. The transcript is spliced from 4 exons. Lineage: Eukaryota; Metazoa; Arthropoda; Insecta; Diptera; Drosophilidae.